Molecule: messenger RNA, 905 nt
Organism: Neocloeon triangulifer
Lineage: Eukaryota; Metazoa; Arthropoda; Insecta; Ephemeroptera; Baetidae
Gene: RpLP0-like
Product: mRNA turnover protein 4 homolog
Exons: 6
Coding region: 135-860 (241 amino acids)
Biological process (GO): nuclear-transcribed mRNA catabolic process; ribosomal large subunit assembly; rRNA processing
Cellular component (GO): nucleolus; preribosome, large subunit precursor
Molecular function (GO): RNA binding
Source: RefSeq, a predicted model, not a curated record
UGAAACGACGUGCGAGCAACCGAUUUGUAUCGAGAACUCACUUCACAUUUAUUUUUGGGUUCACCACUCUUCGCUCAUCAUAAACAAAAGGGACUGAGGCCGACCACGUGUGUUGAUAAUUAUUCUGAGUCAAGAUGCCCAAAUCCAAAAGAGACAAGAAAAUCUCACUGACGAGGACCACGAAGAAAGGACAGCCUUUGAAGAAACAGCUCGUCGAUGAUAUUCGGAAAUGUUUAGAAAGCUAUGCAAGGAUAUUUGUUUUUUCCGUGCACAACAUGAGGAACAUUAAGUUGAAGGAAGUCCGAGACGAGUGGAAGCAAAGCAGGUUCUUCCUUGGCAAAAACAAAGUGAUGGCUAUUGCUUUGGGAAGGACUGCCGAAGAAGAAAGUCAACCAAAUAUCCAUCACCUGGCAAACACAAUACAAGGUCAAUGUGGAAUUUUGUUUACCAACAAGAAAAAGGACGAAGUUAUCGAGUGGUUUGAAAAAUAUUCUGAGAAAGACUUUGCGAGAUCAGGUGGUGUGGCUACUCGCACAGUUAAUCUGGAAGCUGGGCCUCUUGACCAAUUCACCCAUUCAAUGGAGCCGCAGCUUAGACAAUUGGGAAUGCCUACAUCCUUGAAGAAAGGUGUUGUGACAUUGACAAAGGAUUAUGCUGUUUGUAAAACUGGAGAUAUUUUAAAUCCUGAACAAGCUAGGAUUUUGAAACUGCUUGGAGAACAGAUGGCUGAAUUUAAAUUCACUCUCAGAGCCCUUUGGUCCAAUGAUGGAACUUUUGAGAAGCUGUGCGACGCUGUUGAUCUCGACCCCACAGAUGUACCUUUACCCUCAGACGAUGAAGAUUUGGAUGAUGAGAAUUAAUUGAAAUAAAAUAAUUUUUUUAUCAUGAACUGAAAAUUGCAAGGA